Messenger RNA from Plasmodium cynomolgi strain B, 3483 nucleotides. RefSeq lists its product as hypothetical. The record is from RefSeq and is a predicted model, not a curated record. The coding region runs from base 1 to 3483 and encodes 1160 amino acids. Lineage: Eukaryota; Apicomplexa; Aconoidasida; Haemosporida; Plasmodiidae. The transcript has 2 exons.
AUGGCAUCGUCCCAAAUACGUCAGUUUGCCACCCUCAUAGAUCAGCUGCCCUGUGAAGCUGAUGAUUACAACCUGAUGGAAAAUUUCGAGGAUUACAAUAAAUGUUUUGAAAGCUCUACGCAUAGCAAUAAGGGGAAAAAAACUGAUUCCUUUUCCCCCUUUAACUCCAACUUAAGCCAUUAUAUAAAAAAUAUAUCGAAUAGUCAGGUGAACCCUAACCUGAGCAACACAAAUAAUAGGAUGAAAAACUCCAUUUCGUCAAACGAUGAUGAUAGUUCGAAUGUAGAAAAUAAUACCAAUACGCAAAAUAAAAACAGUGAAGAGGAAAAUAUAAUCAGGUGCAACGGGUACAAUUUGAACAAAACCGAGUCCAACUCAUUCGCAAACAAUGACCCCGUAGCAUAUUUCGAUAAACAAAAUAUGCUUUACGAAAAUGAUGUAAACAUAAAUGCCAUACACAGCUACGAUGACAGGAACGCUCUAUUUAUCUAUGAUAACGAUUUGAUGAAAGAUGAGCAGAGCAAUUACAUCGAGACUGUGAAUAGCGAAAUGGACAACAGGGGCUGCAAGUACGAGGCAAGCAGGGGGAUACCGGUGUGCAAGAAAAACAUGAUUGAAAUUAUCCACUGUAACAAUGAAUGCCUGAUGGACGCGAAGUUCGCCAGCGACAGGAGCGGCGCUAGCCACAAUGGUAGCAGCGGAGGCAAAAGUAGCGGUAACGGAAGCAGUGGAAGCAAAAGUAGCGGAAGCGCCAAUAACAGUCGGGGAAACAGAAGCAGCGGUAACAACAGCCGCGGAAAUAACAGCCGGGGCAAUACCGAUCUUCGCAAAAAGAAUGGAGACGUGUCGCUGUACAAUUUUAGCGCCCCCUUCAACGACAAAGCGUGCGAACAGAAUGACGAAAACAUCGUUUACAGGUACAGCCCCAACACGUUGCCCUCGAAUAAUGAUAGUUAUGGAAUCAAAAAGAAGGCCGCCAACUUUAGAAAAGGUGCCCUUCCGAACAAGGAUGAGGAACACGAUGCAGAUAAGCCAUUGCACAGCUGCAAAAACCUUGCCCAUUCAGCAGGAGAGAGAAAAAAGGAAAAUCCUCACGAUAGAGCCCCGUUGGUGGAAGAAAAAGGAGAAAAUCAUGAAAUUAACGAUGAAGGAAUGCACGAACAUACAAGUAUUAACAACUCGCAGAGGUGUGACCAGAACAGUAGCAAACGGAAGGGGAAUAAAAACGUCAAUGUGAAAAAUGCCAUUGGUGAAAACUCAACGGUAAUUGAAUAUAAGGACUUCUGCGACAUGGUAAAAAAAUGUGACGAAGUUAAUAAAAAUAUUUUAUUCUCCAAAAAGGCAAAGGUAAUCAAAUUGGACGCGAACAAAUCAUUGAUUAUUUUUCCUGUGAACAUUCAUGACUAUGGAGACAAGUACAUUGCAGUGAACCAGAAGGAUCUCCUUGAGUACAUAUCAUCAUCAAUCGAAAUUGACAACGAAGACUUAUCCUCGCUAAAGAUAAAAAAUUAUCAAAAGGAAAAGGAGCUUCAAAAUAUGAAAGCAGCCUACAGUAUGCAGACAACCAACAUUCAUUACCUCAUCAACAGGGUUAUAUUCAAAGAGUGUGAGUAUGAAAACUUAAAAAACAAAAGUUUGACACUUGAGCAGGAGAUAAAUAAACUAAUCCAGGAAAUUAAUUCUUUAAUCAAUCAUAACAAGGAAGGGUUGUACAUGCAAAAGGCAUUUAUUGAUUAUAAAUGCAAAUGUGUGUUGAAGUUACAAGAACUGCAACCUCAUCUAGGGGAAUACUAUUACGACAUUUUUAAUUACAUCACUUCAUGUAGAACGUUAGGACAACUAAGUAUCUGGAUUCCUGUUUUUGAAACGAAAACAGAAUCUCUGGAAAGUAUUGCAAAUAAUUUAAUUAAAAUUAUGUUAAACGGAUUAGGUGCUCCUUUCAAUUCAUCACCCCAAUAUUUUCUGUCAAACAAAAAAUUAUUGAAGAAGUCCAUAUCUAUAGAAUCCGAAGAAGAUAGCUUUAUUAACAAUAUAGCUAAAAGGAAAAUCAUAGAUAAUUAUUUAGUGAACCAUUUGAAUAGCUUCAACACGACAAAGGAAAAUAACUCACACUUUUCAAACUGUCAUUCAUUAUGUCUAAACAGUGAGGAAUCGUCGUCCUUCCUAGGGACAGAAGAAUUGUUCCUCAAUUCGUCCAAGUUUCCUUCCAUGCAUUCAGUGGUACAAAAAAAUGGAGUCGAUAAUAACAGCAAUAAUCGUAACAAUAGUAGUAGCAAUAAUAAUGGAUGGAGGAUGAAAAAUAGAAGAGAAAAUUUUCUGAACAAACUGAACAGAUCCAACACUACUCCGGAGAACUUUUGUGUUAAUAACGAGUCCUACACCAAAUGGGAUGCUCAUAGUAUUAGAAAUGGGCGUGACUUUCCCGCUAGUCAUAUGCAAGACAGUGACCAUAAAAUAGACGCUUCUUUGACGCCAGAUGAAAGGCAACCCGUUAAGCGCAAGCAGGUGGGGAGUAACUAUGAGGAGAAGGACAUGAAGAAGAUCAGAUUUAUUGGUAAGGAAUGCAGUAGAAAUGACUUGUCUCAUGGCACACUCGAUGGAGGCAAGGAUGGAUGUAACGAGGUGGGAUUGUUCAUUAAGGGGGAAGAGUCCUCCCUCUUAGAGAAACCAUUUGGGGAAAGCAAACCCCACAGGGGUUACAAAACUGAGACGAAUUUAUACACCGAAACGAGAAACAACGUGGCGGAGGAGACAUACAGAAAAGAUUGGUGCCAAAAGAUACAUGAGCACGAAUAUGAUUCGCAAAAUGAAGGAAAUGACGACGAAGAUGUGGUCGAUGUUUAUAAGAGUAUGAUCGAAAGUAAGUCGGCACUCACAAGUUGGCAGAGGAGUCAAAAAGGGGGAUGCGAAAAUGAGGCGUUCGACGAUCUAAUUGAGGUGGUCAAUGCAGACAAAAUGGGGGAUGGAACCAUCCCUCCAAAUGUGGACGACGAAAGGGAGAGUGCAGCUAGCAGCGUCGUAGAGGUAGCAUUGGACGGCAGAGAAGUGUCCAAGGGGCGAAGGGUCAUCGGGGCGGAGCCCCAAAUGUGCAUAAACAUAGACACGGACAUGGAGGCGGAAAUGGAAGCAGAGGUAGAUGCGGAGAUGGAAGCGGAGAUAGAAGCCGAAAUGGAAGCCGAAAUGGAAACGGACCUCAACGCAGGAGAGGACGCGUUCCUGAAUGGCCAACCUGUCCAACUCAAUAGCACGCAACUUGCCAUCCAUGUGAGACGAAAGAGUGAUGCAGAAUUAGACACACUCAACAAGAGCGAAGGAGAGCACGAAUUCGCGAACAAAAAGGGCGCUGCUGAAGAAAGGGGAAGAGAGGUUAAAUGCGCACCGAAGAAUCAGAAAAGAGCAGGUGAAGCUAAUAAGCAAAAGCGAUUCAAGGAGCUGGAUAGUGCUGUGGAGGAGAGGGGUCAGGACACGAAAAAAAAAAAAUAA